AUGGCAGAAAGCACUAGAUUCAAGACCUUGGAAGAACAAGUGCGGAAACAGGAGGCUAAGCUACAAGAAAUCAUGGAGAAUCUUCAAUCGUCGCAAUCUUCGCAGCAGCAGCUCAGAGGAGAGAUUCGUCAAGAACUGGAAGAAAGCAAUAAGCGCAUGGAAAGCUUGGUAACCGGAAUAGGGCAGAAAUUUGGAGCAUUCUUAGAACAAAAAUUCAGCUCACUAAUGCUGAAUGUGACUGGUGCGAGGGAGAAAGUGCCAGAGGAAGAACCCAGAGGAAGAAUAGAACAAACACCGCCGCUGUUACCGACCCCUCUUCUCAAUUCAGGUUGUAUCCAGAAGCAGAAGUUACGAGAGCUUUCAGGCAAGAAAAAAGUAGCUAUCGUAGAGAUGUAUCUUGAUGGGAAGGCAGACAGGUGGUUCCAAGGCAUGAGGAUUGAGAAGCCUAGGCUAACCUGGGAAGAGUUUGGGGAGAUGCUGUAUAAAAGAUUCAAUGAUAAUGGCUAUAAAGACAUAAUUGAGGAAUUCAACAAACUACAACAGGAAGGAAGUGUGGAAGAAUACCAGGAGAGGUUUGAAGAAUUAAAACCACUAAUGUUGGACAAGAACAAAAACCUUGAUGAGAGCUACUUUACCUCCAGUUUCAUCAGUGGCCUGAAAGAGGAAAUUAAGCCUAUGGUGAAGAUGCUGCGGCCUGCUACACUGUCAGAGGCCUUUGAGAUCUCUCUGUGGCAAGAAAGCAACAUUAAAGUCCAAUUCGGAGGAGUUAGAGGAGGCCACGGAAAUGCUGCAGAAAGUAAGUUUGGAAUGACCAAAGGCACUACUCCUACAGCAGCCAACAUCAACACAUACAAGAUACCUUCAACUGGAAAUUUCAGGAACACCAAAUUUAGGAACUUACAAACUGACCAUCAGGAUCCUAAGAGGAUUUCACCUCAAGAAAUUCAGUACAGGAGAAACCACGGAUUGUGCUUUAAGUGCGGGGACAAGUAUGGACCUGGACACCAAUGUAAGUUCGGACACUUAAACUUGCUGAUUGGUGAAGAAGAGGAGGAGACAAUGUUCGAAGAUGCACCGGGGAAACAAGAUGACCAGACUGGAAAUCCUGGCCAAGUGAUGGAAAUGUCCCUUCAUGCGUUGUCUGAGGCCUUAAAAAGAAAGACUAUCACACUAACAGGGAAGUUGGAUGGGGAAGAGGUGCUGAUCCUAGUGGAUACUGGCAGUUCAGACAGCUAUAUCAACAGUGAAUUAGUCAUUGGCAUGGAUAUCAAGUACCAAAUGGUCUCAGAUCCUUUUUCUGUGAUCAUGGGAAAUGGCACCUAUGUUACUAGUAAUGCAAUCUGUCCAAGUGUAAUGUGGGAAGUCAAUCAGUACAAGUUCAGGUUUGAUCUUAAAGUAAUGGAGUUGGGAGGAUGGGAUAUUAUAUUGGGAGUGGAUUGGAUGGUGCACUUCAGUCCAAUCACAUUUGAUUUCCAUCAGUUAAGAAUUUCUCUGUUCAACCAAGGACAAACAGUACACCUACAAGGGCAAGCUGAGAACUGUGAUCUGGACCUAAUCAGAGGGAAAGACUUGAGGUAUUUUAUUGAGUAUAAGAGACAAGUGUGUGCAGCCAUGGAAUGGAAGCAAAAUAAGGAUGGAAAUGAGCAUACCAUACCCAGAGAAGUGAAGAAUAUCCUCGGUGAAUAUGCUGAUGUCUUCAAGACACCUGAUUCUUUACCUCCAAGAAGGAGCAUUGACCAUGAGAUUACCCUGAAACCAGGCUCUCAACCAGUCAAACUCAAGCCAUACCGUUACCCUCACUCUCAAAACAGGAGAAAUAGAAAGACAGGUUACAAAAAUGUUGGAGAACAGAAUAGUUAUACACAGCACCAGUCCGUUUGCAUCUUCAGUGCUGCUAGUCAAAAAGAAAGAAGGCACUUGGAGGUUCUGUGUGGACUAUAG
Molecule: messenger RNA, 1941 nt
Organism: Coffea arabica (coffee)
Lineage: Eukaryota; Viridiplantae; Streptophyta; Magnoliopsida; Gentianales; Rubiaceae
Source: RefSeq, a predicted model, not a curated record